AUGAGUCUUACUCCACUUGAAAAAGCAGCUUCGGGAGCAUUGGCAUCAGCCAUCGCCAACACCUUGAUCUACCCCGUGGAUCUUUCCAAAACUGUCAUUCAAACCCAAGUCCACACUGAAAACAGUCAAGAGUUGAAAUACAAAAACACACUUGACGUGCUUAAACAGAUCUAUGCUAAGAAGGGAAUUUUGGGAUGGUAUCAAGGUCUUUUCGCCACUAUUGUUGGUACAUUCAGCCAAAAUUUCUCAUUCUUUUACUGGUAUUCACUUGUCAAGAAGCUUUAUGCAAAUUUGAAAAAACAUCAACCAAAUCACAAACCAUCUACAUUGACAGAGUUGGCCCUUGGUGCUAUUGCUGCUGCUAUCUCGCAGUGUUUUACGAUGCCAAUUGGAGUGGUGACAACGAUGCACCAGACAGACAAACUCCAUCGUUCAUCAUCCCAGUUGGUCAAGGAUAUAGUGAAACUGGAUGGAGUAAGGGGACUCUGGCGUGGUCUCAAGGUCAGCUUAGUCCUCUGCUCCAAUCCAUCUAUCACUUAUGGAUCCUUUGAAAAAUUGAAGCUGCUCUACAAACCAAUUGGCCAUUUGAGUCCAGGAGAGAGCUUUGUUAUUGGUAUGGUUGCUAAAUCAAUUUCAACGGUCAUCACUCAACCACUUAUUGUUUCAAAAGCGUUGCUUCAACGUGCAAAGAAGCCAAAGGAGCACAAAAAGAACGAGUUUGGAGAAUAUGAGGAUGAAGAAGAAGACAUUAAUUUCGAUCAUUUCACUCACGCUUUGGCUCAUUUGUGGAAAACUGAGAAAUUCAAAGGAUUGUACAAAGGAAUGCGUCCGCAAUUGUUGAAAGGUGUGUUUGUUCAAGGCUUGUUGUUUAUGUUUAAAGAUCAAAUUGAUUUGUUGUUUUUGUUUAUCUUGGCUGCAAUUAAGAGAAAGAGAUUUGCCAAGGCAUAA
This is a messenger RNA of Lodderomyces parapsilosis, 948 nucleotides long. RefSeq names its product Ant1p (gene ANT1). The record is from RefSeq and is a predicted model, not a curated record. Lineage: Eukaryota; Fungi; Ascomycota; Pichiomycetes; Serinales; Debaryomycetaceae. The transcript has a single exon. The coding region runs from base 1 to 948 and encodes 315 amino acids.